Messenger RNA from Hypoxylon fragiforme, 1936 nucleotides. RefSeq names its product DEAD-domain-containing protein. Lineage: Eukaryota; Fungi; Ascomycota; Sordariomycetes; Xylariales; Hypoxylaceae. Gene Ontology annotation, molecular function: ATP binding; nucleic acid binding; RNA helicase activity. The coding region runs from base 183 to 1598 and encodes 471 amino acids. The record is from RefSeq and is a predicted model, not a curated record. The transcript is spliced from 4 exons.
GGAUGCAUCCUAGAUGCAUGUAACCUUUAAACUUUCCAAUUAGAUAUUAUUAUUUCAAUUUUUUUCCUCCCUCCAACAAAUCUUCAGAUUAAUACGUUGCCAACUUCUAAACUUGAUUCUCAACUGUGAUUUAUAUACAACACAUUUCUAUCCAAUCUUAAACACACUUAAAGCCUACGAAAAUGUCUUCAGUGAAGCGAAGAAAGUUAUCUCCUUCCGAGGACCACGACGAGAGCCAUGACGAUGAACAUAACGAAUCUCCCGAGUCCGAAACCGUAGAAGAGUCUGUUGCCGAAGCCGCCCCGAAGACAUUUAAGGAACUGGGUAUCGUCGACCCUCUAGUUGAAGCAUGCCUUGCGCUCGGAUACAAAAAUCCUACACCCAUUCAGGCGCAAUCCAUCCCUCUUGCCCUCCAGAAUAGGGAUCUUAUAGGCCUUGCCGAAACUGGUAGUGGAAAGACAGCCGCUUUCGUAUUACCAAUCCUUCAAGCACUUCUCGAGAAGCCCUCGCCCUUCUUUGGCCUUAUACUAGCUCCAACCCGUGAGCUGGCAUCACAAAUCGGUCAAGCAGUAGAUGCCCUAGGAGCCUCCAUAUCAGUACGAUCUACUGUCAUUGUCGGUGGCUUGGACAUGAUCCCUCAAUCCAUCGCUCUAUCCAAGAAACCACAUAUCGUCGUAGCCACCCCCGGUCGCCUGCUAGAUCAUCUCGAGAAGACAAAAGGCUUCAAACUGUCAAAUACCAAAUACUUGGUCAUUGAUGAGGCUGAUCGACUACUGGAUAUGGACUUCGGCCCUAUCCUUGAUAAACUACUUAAAUUCCUACCAAGAGAGAGGCGAACGUUCCUCUUCAGCGCAACCAUGUCCUCAAAAGUCGAGAGUCUGCAGAGAGCUAGUCUACGAGAUCCCUUGCGCGUUAGCAUCAGCAGCAACAAGUACCAAACCGUCUCAACUCUACAACAGUACUAUCUCUUUAUUCCCCAUAUGCACAAGGAUGUAUACUUGAUUUUCCUUGUAGCAAGUGAGUUCGCGGGGAGGUCUGCUAUCAUAUUCACGCGGACGGUUUACGAAACUCAGAGAGUCGCAAUUCUACUUCGAUACCUAGGCUUUGGGGCAAUCCCUCUUCAUGGUCAAUUAUCUCAGUCUGCACGUUUAGGUGCUCUGAACAAGUUCAAGUCAGGAUCUCGGGAUAUCCUAGUUGCAACUGAUGUUGCUGCGCGAGGUCUAGAUAUACCCAAAGUUGACGUUGUGCUCAACCUAGAUUUACCUCAAGAUAGCAAGACUUAUAUUCACAGAGUCGGCAGAACAGCCCGUGCGGGAAAUGCCGGUCAAGCAGUGAGCCUAGUAACGCAGUACGAUCUUGAGAUCUACCAGCGGAUAGAGGCAGCCUUAGGUAAAAAGUUGACCGAAUAUGAGACGAAUAAGGAGGAAGUCAUGGUAUUCAAACCACGUCUCGAGGAAGCCCAACGUCAUGCGCGGAAUGAGAUGAAAACCCUAAUGGAUGACCGUGGCAAGAAGGGCUCGGUGUUGAAAGGACGUCACACUGCUAGAGCUGCUGGAGGGAAAAGGCGGCACGAUGGCAUGGACGCCGAGGAAGGCUAGAAUACUCAAGCACAUGUUGUGAAGGGAAGCCCAGAGGACUUGUGGAAAAGGGGUUAUGAUGUUCCUGACUAGAUUUGAUACCCGGCGAUUUGAAAGCUACUGCUACAUUACCAUCCCAAAUACUAAGUAAUGAUGGUGAUAUGAUGCAUCGCCUAAAAGGGGGAAACGAAGGCCUGAACAUCUUCAUCACUAAAUUUUCUAGGUAAAUAGCUGCUGUCGAAGGAUUCAGAGGCUCAAAGAUAAAUGUCGCUGUACCAUGUGCAGUACAUCGCCUUCUGAGAGAUCCCAAACUCGACGUCUACCUAGGUUAAACAAACACGAGAUCAAAUUACCCCUUA